Dentiscutata erythropus is the source of this 312-nucleotide messenger RNA. The record is from the annotation of a GenBank genome assembly. NCBI's taxonomy places the organism in Eukaryota, Fungi, Glomeromycota, Glomeromycetes, Diversisporales, Gigasporaceae.
AUGAAAAUAACAUUAUUUGAUUCAUCUAAAUGGACUCAAAUUAGUAAUAUCGCAAAUAUCAGUAUCGAUAAUUUACCAUUUUUAGGUGGUAGUGCAAAUGAUAAAGUUUUCUUUGCAACAGAAGCUUCUUAUGGAACUUCUGCUUGUGUAUUUAUUGAUUCGUAUGAUACUACGUUAAAUAAACGGGAAACAAAUAUAAGUUUCACUGGAAAACCCAGUAAAUAUUUUAUAUUUUCCGUCUGGACUUCUAAUGGAAGUACAGGAAAAUCUUAUUCAAUUCAAGAUAUUUCCCGAUGUUGUAGAUAUUUUUGA